This is a messenger RNA of Orbilia oligospora ATCC 24927, 1059 nucleotides long. RefSeq lists its product as uncharacterized. Bases 1 to 1059 code for a protein of 352 amino acids. NCBI's taxonomy places the organism in Eukaryota, Fungi, Ascomycota, Orbiliomycetes, Orbiliales, Orbiliaceae. The record is from RefSeq and is a predicted model, not a curated record. The transcript has 2 exons.
AUGGAACUAUUACAAGCCUCGUCGACUCGUCCACGCCUAUCCGACUUUUUCGCCAGCCUUCUUUUAAGUUUAUUGAUAUACUCCCCGACAGCGCAGGCGAUAAGUACUCUCAACGCCUUCACCGAUGCGAACUGUGUUUUCCGGCCGCGCAGUCCACAGCCGGGACAUACAGAUGGAGAAUGUCAGAGUAUAACAACGCCAAAUACUAUUUCCGUCAGUAUUGAUUCGUUGGAUCCAGGAUGUGAGGUCACAAUCUACGCAGAUCUAUACUGUUCCCAAGAACCUGCCACAAAGGAAAUCAAUGUUGGCGACUGCGCGAACCUCAAUGGAAUGCUCGUUAGAAGUUUUUCAGUCGAUGGAUGUCCCCCCGGAACACCGGAUUACACAGAUCUUUUGGGGAACUAUACAACCACAACAUCUUCCAGUAGUAUUCCUUCGGCUACAUCCAGCAGUAUACCAUCUUCAACUGCCACACAAACUUCCGCACCAUCUACGAGUUCAGGAAAUUCGAAUAGAGCAGCAAUUAUUGGAGGCGCUGUAGGCGGCGGUAUCGGGUUAUUUAUGGCGGUUGUUUCGUUACUGGGGUGGCUGCUAUAUAAAAGGAAUUUUAAGAAUCAAGGACGCAUAGAAACGGGAUGGCCUAAUGCGGAUGGUGUAGGAUAUGGCCGAUACACUGGCGACGGGGGACCAGGUCCUAACGGCUACGACACAAGCGGAAACUACCUAGGAAUUAAUACUUCACAAGAUAUUGGAGAAUUGGAGGCAAAUAGUAAUAGUAGGAGUAAUAUUAAUAUUGGAAAUACAUAUUUCAAAGGUCAGGGCAAUCCAAAGAUGGGGCGGAAAAGGACAGGAGGAGCGACGAGAAGUGCUAGUGGCAGUGGAAUAUUUGAGAACCAGGUUGCAGAUGAUGUGCCGCUGAGGGAAAUCCCAAGACAGGAGUUAGAAGCACCGGUGCCGAUACAGUCAAACAGGAGAGAGCAGCAGCAGCAUGGCAGGACGUUUAGUCUAGGGAGAGAGAGAUUACCGGAUAUGCCGAGGGUUCCAGGGGUAGGAGAGUAA